Messenger RNA from Lasiosphaeria miniovina, 831 nucleotides. RefSeq lists its product as uncharacterized. The transcript has a single exon. Lineage: Eukaryota; Fungi; Ascomycota; Sordariomycetes; Sordariales; Lasiosphaeriaceae. The record is from RefSeq and is a predicted model, not a curated record. The coding region runs from base 1 to 831 and encodes 276 amino acids.
AUGACCAAGCUGUCGCCUAACGUGUACAUGUACCACCCGCCCACAACGACCCCGGCGCCCGCGAGCAGCAGCAACAGCAACACCACCGCGCCGCCAAAGCUCGUCGUACUGCUGACGUGGAUGGGCGCGCGCGAGGCGCACAUCGCCAAGUACGUGCGGCCGUACCAGGCGCUGUUCCCGUCGUCGCCGAUCCUGCUGGUGCGGUCCGAGCCCAUGCAGUUCCUCGUCCCGGGGGGCGGGCUGGCCGAGGCGGCGACAGCCAAGACGGCGCUGCAGUCGGUCCUGCCGCCCACCGACACCAAAACCGACACGCCACCCGAGGUGCUCGUGCACGCGUGGUCCAACGGCGGCAGCAAGGUGCUGUUCCAACUCCGCUCCGCCGUCGGCGCAGCCUCGUUCCCACGACACACAGUAGUCCUCGACUCUGCGCCAGGGCAGUUGACAUACCACGGGGCGAUCGCGGCGUUUGCGGCCGGGCUGACCGGGCUGACGCGCUGGGCGGUGCUGCCCAUCUUGCACGUGCUGUCGGGCUUGUUCGUGGCGUGGAAGGCGCUAUUCGGGCGCGUCGCGCCCGAGGCGCUGGCGCGCGUGUUCGCUGCGCACAACGGCGCGCAGUGGCGCGCCGCCGAGGUCCGCCGAACGUACAUCUACAGCGACGUCGAUGCGCUGGUGGACUCGCGGCACGUCGAGCAGCAUAUCGCUGAUGCGGAAAAGGCGGGGUUUGAUGUGCGCGUCGAGAAGUUCGAGGGUACGCCGCAUGUUGCUCACGUCCGCGGCGGCGAGGACCGGUACUGGCGCGCCGUCAAGGAGACGUGGGAGGGCGUUGCGUGA